Centropristis striata (black sea bass) is the source of this 3589-nucleotide messenger RNA. It is a transcript of the gene dok1b, whose product is annotated as docking protein 1b. Lineage: Eukaryota; Metazoa; Chordata; Actinopteri; Perciformes; Serranidae. Gene Ontology annotation, biological process: cell surface receptor protein tyrosine kinase signaling pathway; positive regulation of MAPK cascade. Bases 279 to 2288 code for a protein of 669 amino acids. Gene Ontology annotation, cellular component: cytoplasm. The record is from RefSeq and is a predicted model, not a curated record. The transcript has 5 exons.
ACAGAUAGGCGACCCACCGACAACAUUUGGACACUAUUUAACUUUAUCGGGACCACCCAGCCUCUGUUUGGUCCUCUCUAUUCACACAAUGCCACCUUUAACUGUGCGCCAGCGGGACGACCAAUGCGUUUUAAUGGCUGAGGAGCGGAAGUGAGAGAAGGGGGAAGUUGUGAGGGGAUAUAGGAAAAAUAAACCCCUAAAAAGUGAUUUUCCUGAGUCAAGUUCAAGUCAAAUUUCGUUCUUCUAGAGGAAGGAGUUGUCCUGGAGAGUUUGGGGACAUGGACACCCACAUUAAGGAGGGACAACUUUAUGUGCAGCAUCAAAAGUUUGGAAAGAAAUGGAAGAAGAACUGGUUCGUCCUCUACCCCGCCAGCCAAAACGGCAUCGCCCGCCUCGAGUUCUACGACGCCCCCUCGGGCGGAGGUGGCGGCUCCAGCGGAGUCUCUGGAAGUGGGUCGAAUGAGAAAACCAGGAAGCUUGACAAGAAGAUCAUCCGCUUGUCUGAGUGCAUUUCCAUCCUGCCGUCGCUGACGGAGAGCUGUCCCAAAGACAACAUGGCUGCUUUCUGCGUGGAGACCAAUGACAAGACGCACGUGUUUGCUGCAGAGAAGAACACCGCCAAGGACUGGAUGGAUACCAUGUGUGACAUUGCAUUUCAGGGAGGAGGCGGCACCAGCACCAGUCCCACUACAGACUCUAAUGGAGGAGCCCAGGACCUGCAGAUGUCUGAAAACCUCAUCUACUAUUCCAGGGAGGAGGUGAACGAGUUCUGGGUGAGCGUCCAGCGUACCGAGGCGUCAGAUCGCUGUCAGCUGGCGGGCAGCUACUGGCUGAAAGCGGAAAAGGACACUUUAAUCCUGAAGGAUCCAAAGACCAAGAGGAAAAUUCUCGUGUGGCCCUACAAGCUGCUGAGGAGAUACGGGCGAGACCGGGUGAUGUUUUCGUUUGAAGCAGGCCGUCGCUGCGACUCAGGUCCCGGUAACUUCACCUUCGACACCAUGCAAGGCAACGAGAUCUUCAUGCUGGUGGACCAGGCCAUCCAGUCGCAGAAGGCACUGGCUGAGGAGCGCCACCUCAGCUGCCCCAACAACUUUGAUCCAGACAUCCCUUCGUCACUGCAGCACAUACGUAACGCCGUUCCAAGCAGCGUAACAGCAGGGAGCGGAGACAGCAGCAGCUGCAGCAGUCGGGAGGCAGACGGCGAUUCAGGCGGCAGCAAACCGGGCUCUGCUGACGGUGUGUUAGGGAAGAGAGAGGGUGGAGAUGGAGGAGGAGGAGGAAGGGGGCAAGGGACAACAGGAGGACUCAAGGGGAGGAGUUUACCAGAACCACCAGCCAUGCUGGGGGUUUUGGGAGGUGCCCCUCAAAAGGCUCCCAGGGGGCAGAAAGCUCUUUCCCCAGCUGAUGAACAGGCAGGUCUUUAUUCUGAGCCCGCAGACUCAGUCCGCCUGCCUCUGCUCAUCGCCGACUCCCUCUACUCCGACCCCGUGGACAGCAUCAAAGGUCAAAGCAAAACCAGCAACCCAUCCACCCCUCCUGUGCCCACCCCACGCGUCCGACCUGUCGGAGACGAGGCUCUGGGAGGUGGCGAUCAUCACCUCGGAGGCAGCAACCACAGGAAGCCACCAGACCUGUACUCGCAUGUAUACGACCGGAUCAGCCUGGAGCUGAGCCAGAAAACGAGUGCGCUGGGUCUGAACGGGGCUACAGGUGGAGGAAGAGGGGUGAACAGUAACAGACGACCCCCAGGAGGUCAGGCAGAAGGGGCUUCCUCCCCUCCUGCUUCUCGUCCGGAGCACAUAUACGAUGAACCCGAGGGUUGCGCCAAAGGAGGCACCAGCAUGCCCGCUAGUAUUUAUGACGAGGCCCGUUUGGAACCCCACAGCCAGAAGAGACAGGAAGAGGUGGCGGCCCCGUCAGGACCGGAGGGAAAUUACAGCACCCCCUCCUACGGAAAGCCAUCAGAGUCCCACAGACACUCUCCUCCACAGCCUGGCCCGAGCCGCGGCACACCUCUGGGCCCGAGGUGGCCCAAACCAAUAACCGCGCCCAAGCCCGGCAGAGCUGCAUUUACUCGGAAGGAGCCGGUGCCUCUGCCUCCUGGGAAACAUGGAGGUCCUGGCAGUAAUGUGAACAAUAACAACAAUCUUUGGGGAGGACGAGACGGGGGGAGGGAGCUGUACAGCAAAGUGUCCAAGCCUCCAUCUGCGAAUUUGUGGUAUAAUCAGCAACACCAGGCGCCUCUAAGAUCACCAGAUAUCAUCUAUGACAACUUGGGAGAUGUUUGACAUCUUUGUUUUGCUUCAGCAAAUGAAAUGUUUUGUGAAAAGAGAAGUGCUAAUGCAGAAAACUUGGUUGAUGCCUUUAUUGUUGCAGUUUUCGUAGGGACGAAGCACAUUUCUUCCAUCUGUGGACUGGCAUAAUUAUUUGAGACGGUGGAUUCAUUCGGAGUAGAUUAGCUCACAACUAUGAGAAAACCACAUUACGGCUGCAUUAUGAAAUGGAGUGCAGUUAUUGUAGGGCCACCCUCUGUGUGUGUGUGUGUUUGAGAAUGAGAGAGUGAGUGUUUGCAUGGUCAAACCCAUAACUGGAGUACCAAGCCACAGUGUGGUUGGAGCCAGCCACUUCACUUGAACACACACACACACAGAACCGUUUAGAUUUGCCAGGAGGAGCCCAGGCUACAGGCCUCACUUUAACAAGCCGAGAGAGCGGCUUGGCUCUUCUUUUAUAAAAUGUCUGCCGAGCUUAUGAAGUGACUGGGAAACAUGUUUUUGCACUGCUUAGGAUUGGAGUAUCUUUGAGGCGAGGACUUUACCAAAAGGAGCUGAUCUUUUUCUGUUUGUGCUUUCUGGACUGACCCAGGACACUAAUAUGUAACAAAGUUGCAUCUUAGGGUCCACUGAAUAGAAAAAACAUUGUUGCUACUGUUUGGAGGAAGCAUGGAAAGUGGAACUUUAAGACUGGGGAACAGACCAUAGGUCAUGGGGGCACAUGGACAACAUGUGGUCAAUAAAUUACAGAGCCGACUUCCUGCACAAGAUAAUAUUAUUGAAUCCUUUAUGUUUCUUUGAACAGACAACUAAAUAUGAAACUAAUCAAUCCCCUGCAAUGUGUCAGUGUGUGUAUGUGUGUCAGAAACAGCUGUGCUGUCUGUAAAUAUAACUAUUAAUAAAAAUGGCUCCAAAAAUGUAAAAUAUUUCUCCAUAGUGGAUCUGUUAAUAAGAAAACCUGUUACUUGCUACAUCACAACUUCCCCUCAGUGUGUUUGUCCCAUCAGGAGCCAAUCAGACAAAGUUUUUAGUGUUUCAAAGGCUUUCUGUUCUGGACCAAACGGGACAGUAAAACAGUCUGACCUCAUCCUCCGCUUCCCUCCCUCUGCCACGCUCUGUUUUUGUUGUUUCACUCGGUUUCCAACCACUUAAUCACACCGUUAAAAGUUGAGCCUUGAAAAAAGAAGCAAAGACUUUCUUUCUUUCUUGUCUUUCUUCCUUCCUUUCUCCCUCUCUGCAUUAUAUCUGUUGUUCUGUUGCUGUGGUGACAGUUAAUGGCGGCUGGUUUGUGUCGGACACGCUGUGCAUUUUAACUG